UGGGGCGGGAGAACAAAAGGCCACCGCUUGCGCACGGAGCCCUGCGCCCCGGCCUCCCCUCCCCCGCACCUGGCUCGAAACGUUGCGGCAAAGGGCUUUUGCAGAACUGGCCGGCUGCACGCGGGGAGGAAGGGGCCGCCGCGAGCGGCGCUCGGUUCCCGGGGCAUCUCCCGCCGCCGGGUGCCCGGCCCGACGGUGCUCGCGCCAGACACGAGUGCCUAUGGCGGCAAAAGGAAUUUCGCGGUAAGCGCGUCACGCCGUGGACCGCCUUUCACGAGCUGCCUCCGGCCGGGGAAGGUGGCGCUUCCUCCAGCCCUUUGUGUCUCGCUCUGCGGCGAGGACCCGGGCUUUCGCUGGCCUGUUCCAUCAGUGGAGAGCACGCCGGCUUGGGGAUCGCGCCCUGAUCUCAGACGGGAGAGAAGGUGUGGUACGCGGGAGAGGAAAGGACCCACCGCUGGGGAACGGGGUCUCAGACAUCUGUACUUGCUGCUGCCUGCUUCUGAAGACCCUCGGAACAGAAGAAACCUGGGCUGAUCUUUUGGCUGUGGACGCAUGAAUAUGAUGCAUUUCAAAAGUGGCCUCGAGUUAACGGAGCUGCAGAACAUGACAGUGCCCGAGGACGACAACGUCAGCAACGACUCUAACGACUUCACCGAGGUGGAAAACGGCCAGAUAAAUAGCAAGUUCAUCUCUGACCGUGAAAGCAGACGGAGUCUCACCAACAGCCAUUUGGAGAAAAGGAAAUGUGACGAGUAUAUUCCAGGAACAACAUCUCUGGGCAUGUCUGUUUUUAACCUGAGCAACGCCAUUAUGGGCAGUGGGAUUUUGGGACUCGCCUUUGCCCUGGCCAACACCGGGAUCCUCCUUUUCCUGAUACUUCUGACUUCAGUGACGUUGCUGUCUAUAUACUCAAUAAACCUGCUAUUGAUCUGUUCCAAGGAAACUGGCUGCAUGGUUUAUGAAAAGCUGGGAGAACAAGUCUUCGGGACCACGGGGAAGCUGGUGAUCUUCGGAGCCACCUCGCUGCAGAACACUGGCGCGAUGCUGAGCUACCUCUUCAUAGUAAAAAACGAACUUCCUUCCGCCAUAAAAUUCCUCAUGGGAAAAGAGGAGGCAUUUUCAGCCUGGUACGUAGAUGGCCGUGUCCUGGUGGUGAUGGUUACCUUUGGCAUAAUUCUCCCGCUCUGUCUCUUGAAGAACCUGGGGUAUCUUGGCUACACCAGUGGAUUUUCCUUGAGCUGCAUGGUUUUUUUCCUAAUAGUGGUUAUCUACAAGAAAUUUCAAAUUCCCUGCUUGAAUGUAGAACAGAACUCAACAAUAAGUGCUAAUGUGACUGACAUGUGUACGCCAAAAUAUGUCACCUUCAACUCCAAAACGGUGUAUGCUUUACCAACCAUCGCGUUUGCAUUCGUCUGCCACCCGUCUGUCCUGCCGAUCUACAGCGAGCUCAAAGACCGGUCACAGAAGAAAAUGCAGAUGGUUUCGAACAUCUCCUUCUUUGCCAUGUUUGUCAUGUACUUCCUGACCGCCAUCUUUGGGUACCUGACAUUUUAUGAAAAGGUGCAGUCAGAUCUUCUUCACAAGUACCAAAGCAAAGACGACAUUCUCAUCCUGACAGUGCGGCUGGCUGUCAUUGUGGCUGUCAUCCUCACCGUGCCGGUGUUGUUUUUCACCGUUCGCUCGUCGCUAUUUGAACUGGCCAAGAAGACGAAGUUCCACUUAGGCCGCCACGUCGUGGUCACUGUCAUCCUCCUGGUGAUUAUCAACCUGCUGGUGAUCUUUAUUCCCUCCAUGAAGGAUAUCUUUGGAGUCGUAGGAGUUACGUCUGCUAAUAUGCUCAUUUUCAUUCUUCCUUCGUCUCUUUAUUUAAAAAUCACCAACCAAGACGGAGAUAAAGGCACUCAAAGGAUUUGGGCCGCCCUUUUCUUGGGCCUGGGAGUGUUGUUCUCCUUGAUCAGCAUUCCCCUGGUCAUCUACGACUGGGCUUGCUCGUCCAGCAGUGACGAGGGCCACUGAGACCAGCCUCGAAGAGCCAGCGUCCGCCCCAUCCUUCAGCCGCCACUCAUCCGCAGCCCUUCCCCACUUCUUUUGCAAGUUUACAGAAACAGACAGAAACGCACAGGAUGCCUCUGGGGUUGCGACACAGGGAGCCGCUGCUAGUGUCCUCCCGGGAUCUCCGCUUAGGGAUUGCAGAUUUUAGCUUUUCCAGAUUUCAAGCAGUCCUCUUUUCCAGCGCUUCCUACCUUCCCCCUCUUCGCUGUGUUCCGUGGCUUCUCGGUCUCUUAGAACUUUGGAAACAUGAUCAUCAGCUGUGUUCGUUUGUUAGA
This is a messenger RNA of Psammomys obesus (fat sand rat), 2327 nucleotides long. RefSeq names its product solute carrier family 38 member 1 (gene Slc38a1). Gene Ontology annotation, biological process: amino acid transmembrane transport; L-glutamine transport. Gene Ontology annotation, molecular function: L-glutamine transmembrane transporter activity. The coding region runs from base 553 to 2016 and encodes 487 amino acids. The transcript has 16 exons. NCBI's taxonomy places the organism in Eukaryota, Metazoa, Chordata, Mammalia, Rodentia, Muridae. The record is from RefSeq and is a predicted model, not a curated record.